Funneliformis caledonium is the source of this 151-nucleotide messenger RNA. The record is from the annotation of a GenBank genome assembly. NCBI's taxonomy places the organism in Eukaryota, Fungi, Glomeromycota, Glomeromycetes, Glomerales, Glomeraceae.
AAACAUUCUCAACAUCACUGUCACUCUUCCAUCAAAAGGAUCACAAAGAACAAAAUUAUCCGCAAGUUUAACAAAUGAUGAUGGAUUACCAAGGAAGAUAGCGAAACGUAUUAUUACCUUUCAAACCUCGUAUACUUCGAUAUUCGUUUGA